Messenger RNA from Bathycoccus prasinos, 594 nucleotides. RefSeq lists its product with no specific name. The record is from RefSeq and is a predicted model, not a curated record. The transcript has a single exon. Bases 1 to 594 code for a protein of 197 amino acids. Lineage: Eukaryota; Viridiplantae; Chlorophyta; Mamiellophyceae; Mamiellales; Bathycoccaceae.
AUGGAUAUCGAGAAACUCAGGAAAAAGUUGGGGACUUUGAACGACGACGACCAGUCGUGGCGAAAGAUAAAACGAAAACCCAACAGGCGGCGAACAACGGGAACGACGGGAACGAGGAAAGACGAAGAAGAGAAACGAGUGGAGAAAAUACAAACGACGCUAAAACUGAAACACCCGUGGAAUAAAAUCGAGGACGUGGAAGAGGUGAACGUGUACAUCGUUUUCAAAGAGAAGAUGAAAGUGAUCUCGUUCGCGAGCGAAGAAACGAGGAAGAGUUGGAAAAGUUUCGAAGACGAAGAGGUGGAGGAGGAGGAAGAGGAAAAGGUCAAGACGACGAAGAAGAAGAGGCCGCCGGCGCUGGUAAAAGUGAUCGCGAGUAAACUCGAGACAAAAAGGUCGUCCACUCAAAAGAAGAAGAAGAAAAGAGAUCAACAACAACGUUCGGGGGCGAAUGUUUUCAUCGUCUCCGGGAGUCAACCGGUCGUCAACGAGUACGAUUUAGAGCGCUUGGGCAUGACGACGACCGCGUUCGCUCGCGGAGCGGAAAGAAUAGAAGAAGAAGAACAAGAACAAGAACAAGAACAAGAGCAGUGA